This is a messenger RNA of Cladocopium goreaui, 2721 nucleotides long. The record is from the annotation of a GenBank genome assembly. Lineage: Eukaryota; Dinophyceae; Suessiales; Symbiodiniaceae.
AUGGAGCUGACUGCCGCUUCGCCUCAAGGACUUGUCGUCCGCUCGAAGCAACCUGCAUGGACUGCAUGGACUCGCAAGCGAAGCGCUUUCAACGCAUGGACGCAUCAAACUGGGAAGGGCUUUAGCUCUCAAUUGCAUUUUUGGCAAACCCUGGCAGUUCUGGCUGCCGCAGAGAUGAUGUGGGAAAGGUUACGGAGAAGCGGGUCAAAGUCAAGGGUGUCUUCAGCAACUCUGAUUUCCAGGAGACAAUCAUCUCCGACUCAGAACGGCCAAGACAGAUUUACAGAUCCGGAUCCCCGCUUAGCUCAACUGGACGAUGACCCCCGCUCCAAGGAUUCUCCGCUUGGCAAGGCCCAAAGAGCGGCCUUAGGAGAACGUGGUUUGUCUGGCCGCAACAGUGCCUCUUUUGAUCCGAAAUCUACUCUGGUGCGUCCUGCAAUGAGAGUCUUAGUCGGCUCUUCACAGCUUGCUGAGUACAAGAAUGAAUUGAGGCAUGACGAUGUUGUAAUCGUUCCAGACUUUUAUUGCGCGGAAGAUGAUUGGCAAGUUUAUUACGACUUGAUCAGGGAGAUGCGCAAAUUGCAGGAAAAGAAGAUCCAGGACUCCCAGUGGAAAUCUUGGCAUGAAGGAGCCCAUUUGUUGAGCCCCAAUCCUGAGGGCUCCAAGACAUAUCAGAAAAUCAUUGCACGUAUGUGCGAAUAUUUCUCAAUUGCACCUGGGACAAGAGGAACACGCUUCAAUUGGUACAGAGAUGGCAGUGACUGGAAGCCGUUUCAUCAUGAUUCUGCCGCCUUCAAUGCCAAGAGAUACGCAGGACGUGCCGAGAUUUCCUUCGUGGAAACUGUAGAUAUGGGGAGAGAUGCAAAUUUGCUCACGUACGCGACGUACCAAUUGUCGCAGGGGGACAAAGAGCGGUGGCAAAAUGAGGUUCACAAAGCUUCUGCCAAUCGCCCAGACUCGGGCCUAGUUUCUCAAGGAUUGCUUGGCCUCAAACUCGGUGAGGAUGGGGUGACUGUUGCCUUGGUCGACGAGGGGGGCCUGGUCGACCAGUGGAAUGCUGUACAUUCCUCGAAAGGCAGAUCAAUCACUCCUGGAGUGGAGAUCCGUGCUAUCAAUGGCAGCUGGAAUCCGCUACAGAUGUCCGAGGAGCUGAUCAAGGCCAAGACGCUGAAGUUGGAUCUUUGGAAUCCUCGAUCAACGCCAUCGUCAAAGAGAGCCGAGAGAGCCGCACUUUUGGAGGCUGAAGCAGCUGAUCGGAAUGCCCUAGGUGCAGAGCCAAUCAUGUUGCUACAGCAACGCAUCAACUUGGAAGGAAAGAAGCGAGAAGAAGCCAUUGAGCAGUUGACAAAUUUCAUGACAGAUGCCAUCAAGACGGUGUCAAACCGCAUGGAAGAACUGGCGCUAACCCAGAUGAAAAGUCAGCAGCAGCAGGGCUAUGUCAUGCAGCACGUGCAUGCUAUCAAUGAAACGAUUUCAGACACGAGGGAAUCUGAACGUGCGCAGAUCCUCCAGUUAAAGCGGCUGGAAGAGAUCCAAAGUGCCGCUGCGGAGCAGAUUUCCCAUGUCAAAGCAGAACAGCAGCAGCUUGAAAACAAACUCAACAAAUUGUCCUCAGAGACCAAGAUGUGCAUCGGCCAGCUCAAUGACACACUUCGUGGGAUUGUUGAAGAUGUGGCCCAUGUGGCCUCGCUGGAGCCAAAGAUGUCAGCACCGGCUCUACCUCCCGAGUCGGACAGCGAUGCCGGACCAACUCCUUCGGAUCAGACCAUUGUUUUGCCGCGAGUUGAAACGGGUGAAACCCAGAGCAACAGCAUCAACAGCCACGUGCACAGCCACGGGCCCAGCCACGUGCCCAGCCACGUGCCCAGUCAUGCGCCCAGCCAAGUCAGCCAGGUGCCCAGCCAUGUGCCCAGCCAUGUGCCCCAGGUGACCUCAGUGACCUCGGGGAUCCAUGAUCCAAAACGAUGCCAGCCGAAGGAUGCAGUGCCAAACUUCACUCACUCGACCAGACAAUCUUCACCCGCACCUUUGCGACCUUUGCAGAACCUGUCCUUCAACUACAAAUCUGAGAAGCCUCCGAUCAUUUCAGCGAAUGUUUUCCCACGCAAUGACCUUGGCACGGAACGCGCAGGUGAUGUACCCCAGAUGGUGUCUCCACGGAUGCCGGUAUCUCAACCAGUGAAUUGGACAAUGUCAACUCCCAGGCUGACGCAAACAACUUCGCCCAUGGUUUCACCCAGAUUUGUUCCUUCACCACAAAGAUCCCCAAGAGUUGCUCAAAAUGCUCAAAGUGGCCCGCAGCUCACUCAGCUCUCAAUCCAGCCGCAGAUUCUCAAAGCUUGGCAGAUGCGACCUUUGCAGCGAGCAGAUGUCUCAAACCUUCCAAACCUUUCAAACCUCAAGCCUGGUGGCCAAACGGGCCAAACGGGCCAAACGGGCCAAACAUCUCAAGCAGUGAUCAGCCCAAGAGAGGCGCUGCAAGAUAGCUCCAACUCAAAGUUAAUGACUCCAAGAUUGGAGAAAUCCCUCCCUGCCACAGAAAGAUCGCGACGCGUCACUUCCCCAACUCGGAAUGAUGCUGCGGGGAGGUGUGGGUAGGCUGAAUUCAAAAAUCAGACUUGCAUGAGUGCCAUCAAUGCAACAAGACAAAGCAUGGCUAACGUUUAAGUUUGCAGAAGGUCAAACAGCCUCUCCUGUACCUUUAUUACCUGCGGAUCAGCG